Molecule: messenger RNA, 4661 nt
Organism: Trichobilharzia szidati
Lineage: Eukaryota; Metazoa; Platyhelminthes; Trematoda; Strigeidida; Schistosomatidae
Source: the annotation of a GenBank genome assembly
AUGGAACGCAGUUUUUUAAAUGCUCUGCAGUUUUUAAAAGAUGAGGAGAAAGAAGAUGAAUCGAACUGUGAAGAUAGACAGGCAGAUUUUAUGUUAGCUGCAUGUGUUGAUGGCUUUAAUGAAAAUGCGACGGGGAUUACAUCUCUGGAUUAUUUCGUAUAUAUAUGGAAUCUUUUCAAUAUGAUGCCAAUUGAUAACGAUGAUCCAAUUCCUGUUGAAUCUGUUGAAGUAGAAAAAAAGCACUUAUUUCAAUGUUUUAGUCGAUUGAAAUGUUUUCAUGUUUGGCUUACAAAAAAUCCUCCUAAUAUUCACGGAAGUGAUGUCAAGUCAUUGAUAUUCUUCUUUGAAGAAUUCCUUAAAUAUACAUUUCUUACUAAAACGAGUCUAGAACCACAUUAUAUGGAGUCGGUAUCAUGUUUAAUAUUACUAUCAUGGUGGAAUAUUGGAUUUCGUUCUUGUUCAACACUUUAUCGUAUCAUUGAUUAUGAAUUAUUCGGUUUAUGGUUCAGAUUAAUCCCUCAAAUUGUUGAUGUAUCAUUUUGGAUUAUUAAUCAUUUGUCUCCCUAUCCAGAACAUUCACAUCUAUUCAUAAUUAAUUUGUUACGUAUAUAUGCGGAUUGUUAUCAUCAUAUAAAAAGUCGACUUGAGAAGAAUGAGGACUCCGACACCUCUUCUUGUUCUUCUUCUUCUCAUUCUUUGUCGUCGUCUUCGUGUACUUCUUCUUCUCCUUCUGCUGCUGCUGCUGCAGCUGUCGGUUCUCGAAUGACUGGUAUUGAUAUACCUCGAGUUCUUCGUGGUUUAACUGAUAUUUAUCGUGAAUCAGUUGAAGAAUUAAUAGAAAGGAAUAAAGCAGAGAGGGGUGAAGACCGUACAUAUUUAGAUGAUCUAGAUGAUGGUGAUGAUGAUGAUGAUUGUUCCAGCACUGCUAUUAAUAGUAUGAAAACUGUUUGUUCAGCAAUUGUUGAGAUAUUAAAGAAUUUAGUACGUUCUGGAAGAGCUUAUUGUUUGGAACAAACACCUGAUUUUUCGUUUAUUUCAUUCACUGACCAACGGAUAAGUGAACGUUUGUAUCUUGUUCGUGACUAUCUGCUGGUACGAUCUCAUAGAGUUAUAGCCAGUCAGAUGGAAGCAACUGCUGGAAGUGUUUUACCUCGUCUACCAAAAAUGUUAAACUGUUUAGUGAAUCUUACAUCAGCAAAACAAAAACUUCGUGAAUUAUUGGGUUGUAAUAAUAAUAAUAAUAAUAGUAGCGGGAAGAGGAGAAGUGGUCGUUCGAGAUCAAAUCGUAAACCUUGGAGUUUAUCAUCAUCACCAUCACUAUUAACCAAUCAUUACAGAUACAUUACAUGGUGUCUUAGAAAUAAUCUCUGUGUUAAAAGGUAUGCUUUCUGGUACGUUGCAACUGUGGAUAUAACGGAAACUGAAGCACCGCAACUCUUGAUACCACUUCUACUGCCACAUGCUGAAUUAUUAGCUGAAGAUCAUAGUUUCGCCUGCUUAUUGAUCCUACGUCUUGAUCGUGUUCGUAGAGCUUUGCUACCGGAGAAGGAAUAUUUCACGCUUCUUCAUCGUCUAUUCAAAUAUUUAUCAUUCGAGAGUAAAUAUGAACUGCUGAGGUGUAUUCAAGAGAAGAAAAAUUCUGUUUAUGAAACCCCGCUAUCAAAAUCAAAUGCUUGUUUUCAGUCAUCUAUUCGUCCAGUGUUCAAUCGUUUAGCCUCCUUGGAUAGUAGUAAUGCUGAUGACACUGUUGAUCAAACUCAUAAACAAUCGAUAUUGACUACUGAUUUCACCAAGGAUUUUCUUUCAGAUUGUGAAGUGGUACUGUUCACACAUCCCGUACGUUUUUUCACUGAGUUAAUUCAAUUUCCAGUUAGACAACAGCUUCCUCAUUUACAGGCUGCUGUUCAACAGCUGAUCGAUGAAUUGUCUUACGUGUUCCCAGUACCUACAGAUUUUUUCCCAAAGGAAAGAAAAGUAUUGGAUAAAUCAGGUAGUAAAAGAAAGAGCAAAGCAACACUUGGACAAGAUCACCACAACCACCAACAGCAACACCAACAACAACUGAAACAAUCCAUUCACAGUACAAUCUUUCAAGAACUUAUUCUUGUUGAUUGGUCAAAUCGUCCAUGCUACAGUAAUAUUUCAUUAUUCGGUGCAGAAGACAUAUAUGCUGAAGCGGAUAAGAUUAAUUUAUUGAAUGUGAAAUUCAAUUUUAACGAUGAUAAAUGUCUGCUGGACCAGUCUGAUGAGUCGAUUAAUAAUAAACUGUCGGGGGAUCUAAUCUUGGAUACUCUAGUUCAUCUGUUUAAAAAACCGGAUUGUAUCAUUCAAAUUAACACAAUUUUACAAGUAUUUCUAAGUUAUUUAAAAGAUAAUUUACAAUCACUAAUUUAUAAACAUUCCAAUAUGGGACAUUCAACAACAGCACCAACAGCAACGCCAUCAACUCAACUGACUAACAAUAAGGCGGUGAAUAAUUCUCCUACACUUCAAAGUAUGCAUGUUCGUGGAUUUAUAGAUAUGCUGUAUCGAUUAAUAAAAGUAGCUUCAUCUGGUCAUGAACUUUUAUUGAUAAACAAAAUCAAUAUAAAUGAAUUAGUGAAACAAUUUAUGCAAUUAUUUAAUAUCCUAUUCCUGAAUCAAUUUAAUAAUGAAUUCACUAUUACUACUACUACUACUACUACUGCGACCACGACCAACACUCCUGUUGCUGCUGUUGCGGCUGCUACAACAACUACUACCACUAACAAUAAUAAUGACAGUCAGUCAACUUGUCCUUCGUCUGUAUUCAUUCCCCUACCUGAUGAUAAUGAUAACGUUGAUGAUUAUGAAAAAUAUUUUCAAUACCUGAUCACAAGUGAAGUAGAUGUCAUGUUGUUGCAAUUGAUUGCUCACUGUUUACAACUAUCUCUAUCCUCUUGUCCGUGCAGUCGUCAAACAGAAGGUGGAGGCAGAGAAGAUGAAAUCAGUCGCCAUAUCAAUAAUACGCUACAUCUACUGCAGACAUUUAAAAAUGAUAUCCUCAAUUCGAAAAGUACAACACGUCAUUGGUGUAAACAAAAGUGGUCGUACUUAUUCAACAGUUCAAUAUUUGCUUCAAUGACUGCGUUGAAAUUAAAACAGCAUAAGUGUUGUUGUUGUUUGAAAAGGAUCAAUGUCUUAAAGGAUGAACUGUUUAGCUUAUCUAUUGAAUUGUCUAGUCAGAAAUUGAAUACAUUGACACGGUUGAUGGAUAUUGAUGCCUUUCAUCGAAGUACUGGUAUACAUUUCGAAGCUAUUUCAUUGGAUGAUACAUCGCCAUCAACAACGACAACAGACGACAAAAAUGAAACUGCCAGUAACACUGAGUCAGUAUUGCCUACAGAUAACUUCGUAUCACCACGUGUGAUUCAUUUGAUCUUUCAGAUAGCCAGUUAUUCUAAUCAAUUAUGCAUUGAAGUGCUGAAGUCGAUUCUCAAAAAAGCCAUAAAAUCCAAUCAGAUAUGGUGUCAGUUAAAUAUCACACCGAGUCACCUGUUGAUUUCUGUUCUAUCGUUUCUGAGAAUCAUAUCGGUAACGGGACAGAUAAGAUGCUGGCGGCGUUUAUACUUCUUACUUGGCCGAUUGAUGAAGGCUGGUAUACUAACUUAUCCCAUACCAACAUUUUUAAUUGAACAUGAAAACGGAAGGGUCGUUAAUAGUCUGUCAAGAUAUUUCUACUUAUUAGAUUGGAGUAAACUUCGUGGUACAUUCGAUCUAUUCGCAUUGACAUUUCAUGUAUUCGACUUAUGGUGUAAAUCGUCAUCUUCAUGUGCCAGUAAUGAUGAUUGUGAUGAUGGCGUUUCACAUACAGAAUUGUGUAUUCUACUGCAUUCAUUAAAUGAUUUAGUUUCGAAUUUUACAUCAGUUAUUCCAAAACUGCCACCUUCAGAGACGAAAUCGUUGAAGAUGAUGAGUGAAACAACCGUGAAUAGAAAUAAUAAUGACAACAUCAACGAAGAUAACAAGACCACCGAGUCCUCAUUAAAACUAAAUCAAUCUACUGUGACACCUUCAGAGACGACGACGAAUCAACCGGAAAGAAGACUAGACGCGAUAAAGGAGUCGAUCGUGGAACUCAGUAAUAGUAAUAAUGACGAUGAUUGUGAUAAUCAGACAAGGUAUUCGGAGAUGAAUGACGACAUUAACAAUGAUAACGACAAGGACAAAGUCAAAACCACUGAGUCCAUAUUCACAACAACACAUCGAUCUACCCAACCCCCUUCAAUGCAGCAGGAGAAGAAGAAGAAAAAGAGGAAGUCGAAGAUGAAGGAGAUCUCAACAGUGAAUAGUCAAGAUGAUAAAAAUAAAAACAACAAUAAUAAUAAUAAUAGUGAUGAUGACAAUGACAUGGACAACAGCACUAUUGAAUCUUCAUUAAGACACUAUCAAUUUGUCGAAUAUACUAGACACUUAGUUAUAUGCUUAUUAGAUCAAUUGACGAGACGUUUACGAACAGCGAACAGUGAAAUUCCAGCCACAUUUCACAUUGAAACAACUACAUUGAAUCCAUUGUUCAAUGUUUCAUUGCAAUUCGACCAACUUAAACAAACAAUUUUAUCAAUUAAACAAGCUUUAGAUCAAACAUGAAUCAAACACGUCUCUCGACAAUAUAAAAUGUGUACAUAUUGUUUAUUUUUCUA